ACCGAAGCUACUACAAUGGCAGAGAUUUCAACUCCAGUUGAAACAACAACCGAAGAGUUUACAACUACCACCGAAGCUGCAACCACAGGAACAACUCUGUUUGUGACAGCUACCUAUAAAACAACAGAGCAGACUACAGCAAGCCAGAAUACACCAGCCCAGACUCAGAUAACAGAAUCGAAGAGAAGCAAAACCGUUGCACAGACUACAUCUGAAGGAAAAACAAUGACUGAGUUUACCCCUUCAGAACUUACUACUGCUAAAGUUGGUACUUUUGGGCAGACGACGGAUUCUCUAGAACAUACACAAUUCCCCCAAACAUCUACACCUCUGGGAACCCCGCCAGAAAUUACUUCAUUGGUGACAGGGGAUCAUACAUCUUUCGCACAGUCCACUACACCAUCGCCUGCUACUCUUCAGCAAACGAUCUUCCCACAAACUGUUGUCUUUACAGAAACCUUAACUGUCGAUGCAGGGAGCACAAAGGUACAGACAACUGCUCCUGCCAAAAUAACAACAGAAACAGUUACUGACCUCCAUGAGACAUUGAAAUUGACCACCCUUGGGCAGAUAACCAUUUCUGGCACCUCCGAAGAAAGUAUUACAACAGAAUCUCUUAGCACAAUUAGCAACAUUACCUCUCCAGUGAACCCAACAGCUCCACAUGUGACAAGUUUCCCGGAAACUACAAAAGUUGCUGAAAUUGGAGAAGUUGAGGCUAUUGCCGUUGGCGAUCCUCAUUACACCACCUUUGACGGCCGCCACUUCACCUUCCAAGGUGACUGCGAGUAUCUGCUUGCCUCAGAUUGCAUUGCAGAUAACUCGCAGUUUGAAGUGGUGACUGUCAACCAGCAAAGCACCAGUAGUUUCCAGACGGCAGUUACUCAGUCAGUGCGCAUCACUUUGGGUGACACGAUAAUUCAACUCCAACGAGGAAGACGGCAGAUUGUGAAUGACAUCGCAGUCAACACUCCGGCGUUCCUAGGAAAUGACAUCAGCAUCAGGAGAACUGGUCUGCAGACGUCUAUUCUGACCCCUCUUGGACUGCGAGUGAAGUGGGACGGCUCUACUGGAGUGAAGGUUCUUCUGAAUGGAACUACCUACAGGACGAUGGUCUGCGGCCUUGGAGGAAACAACGAUGGAGACCCUGAUGAUGACUUUACUUCAAUUUCUGGAUCACCUACAUCAUUGUUGGCAUUUGCCAAUAGCUACAUUGUCAACACAGCAGAAUGCCCUGAAACAUCGACCAGUGUUCCAAGUCCUUGUGACAACAACUCAACAAUUGCUGCAAUUGCAGCAACAAUCUGCAAUGACAUCAUCAGAUCUGAUGGUCCAUUUGCUGCAUGCGUAGCAGCAAUGCCAACAGAUGCAAGUAAUUUCUACAGUGAUUGUCAAUAUGAUAUAUGUGCUUUAUAUCCCGACACAUCUGGAGCUUGUGACAUCUUUGCAGCAUUUGUAGACACCUGCAAUGCCCGAGGCUACCCACCGUCCGAUUGGCGGUCAUCAGACCUUUGCUCGCUUACAUGCCCAGCAAACGCUGCAUACAGCACGUGUAGCAACGAUUGUGAGUUUACCUGCGCUGACUACCGCCGUGGUGGCCAAUUGGAGUCUGCAUGCGAUGCACUGCCUUGCGUUGAAGGCUGCGUUUGUAAUGACGGUUACUACCAGGAUGGAGACAGCUGUGUUCUACCAGAGGAUUGCGGAUGUGUCUACAAUAGCAACUAUUACUAUCUGAACCAAACCUUUUUGACGGAGGGAUGUGAGAAUACCUGCACAUGCGGAGCAGGUGGAGUGACCACCUGCGAGAAAAGCAACUGCAGUGUGAACUCUGUGUGCCAGAUCAUCAACAAUGCUUAUGCCUGCGUCUGCAGAGAAAGCUAUGAUGGAGAUGGUUAUACCUGCGAACGUACAUGCGAAUCCUAUCAGUACAAAUGUCCUGAGGGAACCUGCGUGCCAGCAGAAUGGAUCUGUGAUGGUUUUCCUGGAGACUGUAUUGACUUCUACGAUGAGGAUGAAAUGCUCUGCUGUGAUGUUAUGAAUGUAACCUCUCACUGCCCCAAGCCAAACCAUUACCGAUGUCCAGAUGGUGUCUACAUACCAGAAAGCUACUUGUGUGACGACAUUCCGUAUGACUGUGGCAACAACAUGGAUGAGUCAGAAGAAGUUUGCAGCGGGGCUUGCAUAUAUCCAGGGGACCUGACAAAUGGACGUGUGGGCCCUCAAAAGUUUCGGUAUCGAGACGGAGAGAGUGUGUUCUUCCAAUGCUUCAGUGGGUACACAAGAAUCGGACCUACAGAGAUAAUGUGCAACAAUACUGUAUGGUCCGAUGACUUACCCACCUGCUAUGAAAAUUGCAUUAUUCCUGUACCGCCAUUCCAUGGCUUUGUGGAUGCCAUGGCUUUCAACCACAGUGACGUAAUUGGCUUCUCCUGUGAAGCUGGCUAUUUGCUGGACCCAGCCAAUGCUACCCUGGCCUGCGAUAAUGGUCAAGUGAACGGAACUGUCCCAGUUUGUCUAGAUAUCAAUGAAUGUGCCUCCACUCCCUGUAUGAAUGGAGGAGCCUGUCUGAACAAAGUCAACUCAUACGAGUGUGUCUGCAAUUCUGCAUGGACAGGAGUCAACUGUGAAACCGAUGUUGAUGAAUGUAUGGCUGGUACGGACACCUGUCAUGCCAAUGCAGUGUGCACCAAUACUGUUGGCAGCUUCACCUGUGCAUGCAUUGAUGGCUAUAGAGGAGAUGGUUUUGAAUGUUUAGAAAUCAUUUUCUUCCCCUUUGGCCUUGAGAAUGGAGACCAGUCCCUGAGAGAUGUGAACGAGCAGGUUGAUUUUGAGAUGUUGUCACAGACAUUCCAACCAGAAACGGGCUUCCCCUUUGGCAGAACGUUCUACCCCGGCCUCUAUUUCAUGGACAACGGUUUACUCAUUCUGCUAAAUGAGAAUGAUGACAAGUUGGGUUUCCCGAACCCUUUCCCCGGUGGAUUCACAGAUAUCAAUACCGUUCCUAUGGUGGCACCCUUCUGGGCGGACACCGACCUGACGUCAACCGAGGGAGAUGUGUUUUACCAGGUUUACGUACCAUCAGCCUCGGGGACUGAAGCCGGAGAUGCCAUUUUAGAAGAUGCGAACUCAAGAAUUCGGGCCCAAUAUGCUCCUUCUUUCUUCUCCUUCAAUGCCACAUGGAUGCUGGUUGUUACGUGGUACCAAAUGCCAUCCUUCAUCCAGCAAAAUGAAACUGACACAUUCCAAGCUGCGCUAGUGACAGAUGGCAUCUACAGCUUUUCUAUUUUCAACUACCAUGAGGGAGGAAUGCUUUGGGACUACGAUUCCCUAGCCAGCACAGAUCUCAUCAUCGGCUACAACGGUGGCUUUGGCACCUAUGCCAAUGCCCAGCUUGACAACCCACCAUUUGCAGUGGGAGGCGAUGCCUUCCGUCCCGACCAGUUCCUUGGAAACACUGGACUGAAGGGCCGAUGGAUCUACCGACUGGAGAACAACACUGACAGCACCGUCAACCCGAAGCAGUUCUGUCUUGACUGGUACAGCAGGCAGCCAAAUCCAAUGACCUGGGAUCGUUAUCUUGGGACCUGCCCGUGUUCAUUCGACCAAGGACGGAACGAUCGAUCGUAUGGGCGUAGAGCUUCUUCUCGAGGACGUGUGGCGUCAGCAGCAUCUAGAGCCCCUGGCCGGUUCAGCCAAGAACUGUUGGACCAGAUUGAAGCCUUGGAAGGACAACCCUUCUGUCUAGUGACAGAGCUCUCGCCUUCGUUGAACGGUGCUGGCAUGCGCUGCUGCUACCGUGGGGAUCGCUCUUUGAUUGUUGGCUAUGACACCGAUUACCUCAUCAGCGUGGAAGAGAGAUACCUGUUCAACUUCCAGGGAGAAGUACCAGAAUAUGAGCCUGAUCUCGUCAAUUGGUUGCUGGAAGAUUACUUUCCCCGACACUACUGCUGUAAUGCAGCAAACGACGAAGCCUUCUGCGACAUGUAUUUUGAGAAACGACCACCGGGUUCCUGUAAUGGAUACCUGCCGCCAAAUACUGGAUGGACAAUUGGAGAUCCUCACAUUGAGACGCUGGACGGCAAUGCAUACACCUUCAAUGGUCUUGGCGAGUAUGUGCACGUGACCUUCCCAGACGGUACUGGUGGCACCAUCUUCGAGGUGCAGGGUCGUACGGCCCAAGCCUUGGACACGCAGACACAGCAGCUCACUCAGGCCACCAUAUUCGUCGCCUUUGUUGCUAAGGCCCAGGAUGCCCAAAAGGUCCAGAUGACUCUUAAUGCUGAUGGUUCUGAUGUUGACAUUCUUGUGGAUGAUGUACCAUUUGACAAGGCACUGUUUGUCGAUGGAAAAUACACCGUGAAUGGGACCCUACAACUCUCACUUCAGGACAACAAUGGCACAAUAAGGUACAUUGCCUAUUGGCUGAAUGGGAUGUCCAUCAGUGUAGGCAGUGCGAGUGGAAUCCUCGACAUGGUAUUUUCUGCUCCUGAAACAUUCAGAGAUGGCUCAAGCCGUGGCCUGCUUGGUGUCUGGAACAAUGAUCCCGCUGACGAUUUCAUGAAGGAAAACGGCAUGUUGCUGACACCAAAUGGUAAUGACAGCAGCUACACGGAAGCAGAUUACUUCACCUUUGGGGAGUCAUGGAGAACAACAGUGAACACCACACUUUUUAACUAUGAAGCUGGGGAAUCCUGGGACACCAUCAAUGAUGAAACAUUCGUGCCACUGUUCUUGGAGGAUCUGAUCGCAGCUGCCGACCCUGCAUACCUGAGUCAAGUCCAGACAAUGUGCGGAACUGACAACCAGUGUCUUUACGACGCACUGGCCACUAAAAACCUGGAACUCGGAAUGGAGACAAUGACACAGAAUCAGGGGUUCACAAAUGAAGCUGGUGAUCUUGCUAACUUCCCACCGAACAUCACUGGCCCCAACUUGCUGCAAGCUGUUGUCGGAGAGCAGGUCACCUUGACAACAACAUCAUUUGACCCAGAAGGCCAGACCAUCAGUUUCUCCUUGACUGAGGACAUUCCCAACAGCACUUUGUCCCAGAAUGGUGUUUUCACAUGGAAUCCAUCAACUGUGAACAAAGUGAGAGUUGGGAUCAGGGCGUUUGAUGGCGACACUAAUGCAGUAUUGGAGCCCACCGUCAAAGUUUGCGACUGCCAGAACGGCGGGACCUGCAUGUAUGAUCAGUACACACAGGACUCCAAUAUCAUCGUAGACAAGUUUGCCGUUGUCGUGUGUGCCUGUUCCUUGGCCUGGACUGGAGACUUCUGCGAGACCGAUCGCAAUGGUUGCGAGGAUGACCCUUGUUUCCCUGGCAUCACUUGCGUGGAUGCCGUCGCGCCGCUGGAAGGUAACACCUGCGGGCCUUGUCCUGAUGGCCUGGAAGGAAACGGCUUCAAGUGUUACGAUUUUGACGAGUGCACCCAACCAGGUGGUUCACCAUGUGAGCAGCUCUGUGACAACAUCCUCGGAGGAUAUCGCUGUUCCUGCGAAUCUGGUUACGAGCUCCAUCCAGAUGCCCGGACCUGCCUGGACAUUGACGAGUGCGACCUGCAGACCGACAACUGCCAUGAGUUUGCCACCUGUGCCAACACAGCUGGCGGCUUCACCUGCACCUGCAGUCAAGGGUUCACAGACACUAAUGGCGAUGGAACGCUUUGCGAAGAUAUUGACGAGUGUUUCAGUCAAGUCCCCGUGUGUGACACAAACUCCGAGUGCUCAAACACCGUUGGCACUUACUCCUGUGUGUGCAACACCGGAUAUGAGAAGAUCAAUGGAGUGUGUGAAGACAUAAAUGAGUGCACCCGUGGACUAAACAACUGCAGCAGCUCUGCCACAUGUGUCAACUCGCCAGGGUCCUACGUCUGCACUUGCAACAGCGGCUUUGAAGGGGACGGGGAGGUGUGUCUGAACAUCGACGAGUGCAUGUUGGCGAUACGCCCCUGCCACCCCCGGGCCAUGUGCGAAGACACCUUCGGGAGCUUCAUCUGUGUGUGCAUCCCUGGCCAGAUUGGCAAUGGAAUCACCUGCACAGAUGUGGAUGAAUGUUUAGCCAACACUGACGAUUGUGCCGUUGGUACAGCCAUGUGCACCAAUACACAGGGAUCCUAUGAGUGUCGCUGUUAUGAAGGCUACACUGGCAAUGGCACAGUGUGUGAAGAUAUCAAUGAGUGUGUCCUCAAUGCUACGAUUUGUUCGGUCAAUGCCAACUGCCAAAACACCCCUGGCUCCUAUGUCUGUAGCUGCAAAGAUGGCUACUUUGGAGAUGGUGCAGAAUGUUUUGAUAUGAACGAGUGUACUGAAGAAAUUGACACCUGUAACGACACCUUGGGAAUGUGCAUCAACAAUGUUGGGUCCUACACCUGCCGCUGUGUGGUUGGCUAUGAAGGAGAUGGCAGAACUUGCACAAACAUUGAUGAGUGUAACUUGAACACGGAUGACUGUGAGCAGACUUGCACCGAUUCCAUUGGGAGCUUUGUCUGUUCCUGUCGGUCGGGCUUCACCAUCGACAUAACGUCAACAAACCUCUGUCUAGAUAUUGAUGAAUGCAAUCUUGGCAUUGACAACUGUGGCCAGGGAUGCAAUAACACAGAUGGUAGCUAUGAGUGCUAUUGCUUUGAGGGCUUCAAAAUGGACAAUCAAGGCGACUGUGUUCCCGACUCUGUGUGCAUCAACAAGAACUGUACCAAUGGCGACUGUUAUGCCUUGAAUGGCAUGGAAUUGUGUUCUUGCUACAGUGGAUACAAACUUGACAGCAGCAAUGAUGCUUUGUGUAUCAACAUCGAUGAAUGUACAGAUCCUCAAUACCCAGAUGCUUGUAACCAGAUUUGCAAUGAUGCUACUCCAGGCUAUACCUGUGACUGUAACACAGGCUUCCUACUGACAACAGAGGGCCGGCUGUGUGAAGAUAUUAAUGAGUGCACAGAGGGCACCAGCACCUGUGAUGCAGUGUCUGAGAAUUGCUUCAACAUCGAUGGAGGUUUCAUCUGCAAUUGCAAAUCUGGAUUUGUUAUGAACGGAACUAUCUGUUCGGACGUGAACGAAUGUGAUGGCGUUAACCUGUGCAGUGCCAAUGCUGUGUGCACCAACUCGCCUGGCAGUUACUCCUGUACAUGUCAAAGUGGCUACUCAGGCGAUGGCGAAACAUGUGUUGAUAUCAACGAGUGUGCAUCAUCUUCACUGAAUGAUUGCAGCGAGAAUGCCAUGUGCACCAAUCUAGCGGGCUCAUUCCAGUGUGAUUGCCUGACAGGAUUUGAGUUUAAUGGAACUGACUGCAAUGAUAUCAAUGAGUGCGAUGUCGGCAAUAACACCUGCACUGGUCUCUCCAUGUGCGUUAACACCCCCGGCUCAUAUCUGUGCCCCUGCCUCAAUGGCUAUGAAGGCGAUGGAAGCAAUUGCAUUGAUGUGAAUGAGUGUACUUUGCCAUCUACGGAUGCCAGUGCAGAUGACUGCCAUGCAGAUGCCACUUGCAAUAAUACUGCAGGAGGAUAUCUAUGCGAGUGUAACAGCGGGUAUUCAGGCAAUGGAACAUCCUGUACAGAUAUCGACGAAUGCAACAUACCUGGUAGCUGUGCGGGGAACAGCACGUGCAGUAACACAGUGGGAGAUUACGUCUGCACCUGCAAUGAGGGUUACAGCGGCGAUGCUCGCACAGAAUGCUUUGACAUCGAUGAGUGCUUAGAUUUCCCCUGUGACGUUAAUGCCCAGUGCACAAACAGCAUCGGAAGCUUCAUGUGCACCUGUCACAGUGGAUACACCGGCACUGGAUUCAACUGCUCAGAUGUUGACGAGUGUGAAGCGCAGAAUCUCAAUGACUGUCAUCCCUUGUCAACAUGCAUCAACGUCGACGGAAGUUUCACGUGCCGCUGCCGAGAUGGCUAUGUAACAAGUGAUGGCUUUUCCCCUGGCAGAGAGUGUGAAGAUGUUAACGAGUGCACCUUUGAAACGGAUACUUGCGACUCGGUCAAGGAGGUGUGCAUCAACAACUUUGGCAGCUUCACCUGUAUGUGUGGAAAUGGUUACCAGGGAACGGCUGGCGCAUGCAUAGAUAUCGAUGAGUGUCAGACCAAUCCGUGUGACACGCAAGUCAACACUCGCUGCCAAAACCUUGCCGGGAGCUACCGCUGUGUGUGCAGAACUGGCUACUUUGAACUCUACGGUGUCUGUACAGCCGGUGUAUCAAAGACUGUGUAUGGGCUGUUUACGGACAUCAUUGGCUUUGAAGUUAACGACUUAUACUUUUACUAUAAUGACACAACAGUCUACCAGAUUCCCCUAUCCACAGAUCUGGAUGCUCAUUUCAAUGCAAGCAUGCUACGUGACUACCAGUCGGUCUUUGUCAGGUCCAUCACCAUGGCUGGCCAGGUCGCCAGGGUCAUUAUGACACUGACCUUCCUGCCCAACUCCUCUGUCACCGACAUGGAAAUCAUAGACGCUUUUGUGAGCCAACUGACUGGGAGAUUUGGAAACGUGGUUCUACCAAACAGCAAGGUUUACAACACUAGCUUUGCUGUUGGCGAUCCAAUCAUCAACCCAUGUGAAGAAGGCACAUUCCAGUGUGGAGAAAAUGCUGCUUGUGUGUUUAAUGGCAUCAGUGAUCAGCAUACCUGUAUGUGCCAAGAUGGAUGGAGUGGCUCUGGAAAUGACACUUGCACAGACAUUGACGAGUGUCUGUCCGCCCCAUGCACUGGACGUGGAGAGGUGUGUGUCAACUCGCCUGGCAGCUAUAGCUGUGAUUGUCGAGUCAUGGAUGGCUUCCAGAGGGUUGGAGACACGUGUGUCUUGUUCAUCACAUACGAAGGAGUUUUCGACAUCUAUGAGGUCGACAGGAUUGCAGGGGAUGCGCAGUUUGACCCUGCACUGAGUGAUCCAACAUCUCCAGAAUUCCUGGACCUUAGUCUAAGGGUCUGUGGUGUGGUCCGCCACACCAUCCUCCUAGAACGCCUUGUGCAAGAUUUCUACUACGACUGCCAAGUGGUGAACUUCACCAUGGUCGACCAAGGCACUCAGGCCAACUUCCUGAUGGUGUUCACCGACGGCGUGUUGGCAAGCAGUGACCAGCUCCAGCGGCUUUUUAUGAGCCAACUAGACAACGAGAACGUGAUUGUGUCGGGCACAACAACACUAGGCAACCUUACGUUGGCACCAUCGUCUAUUGUUAUCUCUGACAUCAAUCCCGCCUGCACAGACGGUUACUGUCUGAACGGUGGUACAUGCCACAAUACUGGAGACAAUGGAAGGAACUGCACGUGCAUUGAAGGGUAUACUGGCAGCAGAUGUGAAAUACCUCCUCCAGAAGUCACAACAACAGCAACCGUUACCCUGGAGCCACCAGUAGUAGUUACGACAGCACCACCAGGGACAACAAUAGCACCAGGAGGAGGCCUGACAACACUCCAGAUUAUAGGCAUUGCCCUUGGCAUGGCAGCCUUUGUCCUGCUGAUCAUCCUGAUGUGCCUGUGCAUGCUGGUGAUGCUGCGCCGCCGACAGGCUGCGGACCGCCGUCGCUUGGAGUACUUCCGAGGCCCGUCCGACCGCAUGAAGGUCAUCUACAACCCGCCGCUUGGUGCAACGCGCAUCUCCGAGUAUCGCGGGUAUCUGCAGCCGGAUGAGUACCGCGGGGUUGACAACGAGUCCUUCAGCGACAGCAGCAGCUUUAUUGCGUCUCUCGGCCAGCGUAGCGAGGAGGAAAGCCGAAUGCGACAUCUUGCCAAUGUUAUCACUCAGUCUCCAUAUCUGAAUGAGCGUAUGAGGGCCAGAAUAUCCAGUAUGAUAUCUCAAGAGCCACAAAGACUCAGUCAGGAGGAGUUUGUCCGUCCCUAUAUUGCCACCGGCCGAGAAGCUGCUGAAAUUGAAGUCCACAGAGAUCCGGAGGAUCAGUCGUUCCGUAGGCCAACUGCCCAGCUGCCAGAACGCCAGUCGUCCUUCCGAAUACCACGAGCCCAGUUCUACUGGGACUCCAACACGGAAAGCUUCACAUAAGGUUGGACAAUUGCCUCCUCAACUUGAACUGCAAAUCAACAAACUUCUGACUUCGUCUUUCAAAUGUACAUUUAUAUCUGACCUUUAGCAGCUUAUGUCAAAUGAUAGCAGUUCAUUUUGUUGGAAGGCAAGCCAAACAUUGACACACUGUACUCCUAUUUACCUUAUAGCGAUAAGAGAGGACCGAGUUAUAUUUGGUGAUACUUAGUCACUCCUUUGUUGCAUGGCUAAUGGGAGUAUUUUCCUUCAGUGUAUUUAUGAAGGAUCAAGAUUGUGACUGAAAUUAAGUAGACGAUGGCAAUUUGUCACCGUCGUCACUGGGACCAUGAAGGUGGUCGCAGUGGUGGCUUGUGACAAUUGUCACGCUACUUCUAUGACUGUGACAUGUCAUCAUCAAUGCGAGCAUGAACAUCACUUACGAUGAUGAUGAUAGACAAACCAAGCAUAGUUCAAUGAAUUGUUUUAAAGGAUCUUGGAUAUGACGUAUAUUUUUAUAAAUGUCCAAAUUAUUUUUUUAUUCUUACUUCGACUUUUAGUAUGUAAUAGAUUUUUAAAUGAGAGACUUAGGGAGCAUUUUUGAGUCCAACUUCGACUUUAGAAAACUGGCCAGUUACGAGGAUUUUAAUUAAUUGUUAUGCUACAUGCUCUAUUUUUGACUGUGAAUUUUAACUACAAAUGUCUUUGAAGAAAAUGCUGUUGUGUAAAUUGUCCAAUUAAAAGAAAUAUUUUUAACAACCCUUUUAAUAUUGUAUUUAACUUCAUAAGCAAUAGUUAUGCAGUUAAUAUUUGUUUCCAAGAUAUUUGCAAUUCAUUUUAAAAAGCAAUAUUCCGAAGCCAAAAUCCUAUUAUAACUUAACCAUAAAUGUUAGAACACCUUUUUAUUAGGCAUCAUUCUUAUCACUUUUCGGAUAAGUUAAUAAAUAAGUUUCUUGCUUUACUGUUAAUAUCUUUUUAGAAAUCUUGUGUUUUGUGUAAAAUUGAGAACAAAUAUCUUCUACUUUAUCAAACAUUUUAUAUAAUUGCUGCUUUAAAAAACUGCCUAUAGAAAGCAUGAAUACAACAUUAGGAAAUUAUUUAUUGAAGUAAAAAAAACAGUAAUUGUGGUUCGUACACUUUAGGUUGAAGUAAACAAAUUGAAAGAUGUAUUCUCGGUGCCAAAGGAAAAUUGAUUUAAAACCUAUACUAACUAUUGAAAAUUUGGUUACUGAGGUUUUGAAAAAAUUGGCUAAAUUCAUAAGAUCGAAGUACAUCUUUAACUUGUUGUUGCUUUAAAUGGAAGUAUUUGUCGUGUAGUAUGUAAAACAUUGGUCUGAGUUUUA
Molecule: messenger RNA, 11306 nt
Organism: Patiria miniata (bat star)
Lineage: Eukaryota; Metazoa; Echinodermata; Asteroidea; Valvatida; Asterinidae
Exons: 58
Coding region: 16-9987 (3323 amino acids)
Biological process (GO): cell-matrix adhesion
Molecular function (GO): calcium ion binding; protein binding
Source: RefSeq, a predicted model, not a curated record